AUGGUCUAUAUCGCACAGCCGCAGGCGCCAUUGCCGCUAUCCCAAGGCUUCUCCAAGGAUCUACCUUGUGACGGUGCUGUCUACUACGGUAAGGAGAACUGGCCGCGUUCCCAAAAGCAGCCCGGCGCCGUCCCAUCAACACUGAAGCAAGCGGAGCCAGUCGCGCCCUUCGCCGUUGCUUUCCCCACAACAUCGGACUCGGACGCAGAGGUGGAAGCUGCUACCGCGGUCGCCUCUGCCAAGCCUAGCAAUGACGAUGCCGAUCUCAAGUCUUCCUCCUCGGUCAGCGACUGGUGCGCACAGAUGGUGUGCUACAUCUGGUUCAGCGGCAUCGACAACCACGAACCCACCUAUUCGCUUUCAACCGCCUCUAGCCCCGCCUCUCGUCCAAGCCGUCUAUCCGUAUCUAGCUCGCCCAUCGCUUCCGCAUCAUCUACCGCACACAGGCGCCACUCGAAGAAGUUGAGCCUCGGCAGCCUCUCUGAGGCCGUCUCGUUUUCGGUACGUGACCUUCACAACGCCGUCGAAGCUCAUGCACGCUCUGCUGUCGAUUCCACCCGCUCACGGCCGAGCGCGAGCGAACGCUCCAACGACCCUCGUGUGCUCCGCCUCUUUCCUCGACGCCGUUUCACCGACUUUGUCCGUAACAUGCUCAACACGACGCAGGUCUCCAAGUCGGUCAUCAUCCUCGCACUCCUAUACAUCCACAGGUUAAAGUCCAAGAACCCAGGCCUCCGGGGCCAGGACGGCAGCGAAUUUCGCCUGUUUGUCACCGCCCUCAUGCUUGCCAACAAGUUCCUCGACGACCACACCUAUACCAAUAAGACCUGGUCCGAGCUAUCUGGCCUCAAGCUCAAGGACGUCACAAAGAUGGAAAUCGAGUUCUGGCUUGGCCUCUCUUCCAACAUCCACGCUUCCGACGUCGACUUCCGCAGCUGGAUCGGCACCCUUGAGAUUCUCGCCGAACGUCGUCAGCUCGCUCUCGGCGCCCACGAAGCCGAAAAGGUGCGCCAGGCUGCUCUCCGCCAGCAAGGAUUUGCCCAACAACACCAACAGCAGCAGCUGCUAUGCGACUCGGCAAGGCAGCCAGCACUUCUCUCCCCCGUCCAGGCACCUGGUCUCGGCUCGAUGUACGACGCACCUCGCCGCAUCGCUCACAACUCUCGUGUCACUCAACCGCGAUCUUGGUCGCCAGACCACCUCGCCGUCGACACUCGACCUCGCUCCUCGUCGGCCGCUACGGCCACGAGCCACCUAAGCCACGUCUACGCCUCUGCUCCCGCGCCAGCCCCUGCGUCCCGCUUCGACUUUGAUGCCAGUGUGCAAGCAAUGAUGAACAGCGCCGGCUACCCGACGCCUGCUGCAUCCUCUGCUGACUCGAGGUUGCCCGCCGCCCUCUUCCCAACCACCGCAGCGCAGUCCGAACUCAGCACCGGCAGCAAGCGGAGCUACGCACAGACGAGCCCACUCGGCGUACCCCAGUGCUACUAUUCGGCCACGCCUUCGCCCGAGCGCAGCGCCAAGCGACGCCACAUGGGCAGCGAAGACCGAGCGCUGCAGGCGUUCACGUCGGGCCCACGCAACUACGGUCUCAGUCCCCCCUUUGCUCAGCCGUGCCCGCGAAGCGUGUUCGAGCCGCUUGUCUCGACGCCAAACACGUUGCUGGCACCCUAUGUCAUGCAACAGCAGCACGCAGGUUCGGGUGGGAUGAUGGCAAAGAACCACGCCUUGGCUUACUGGCAGCUGGCUGCCGGCUACGACCGUGGUAUCUUGGGCGUUCACAUGCCUUGCGCAUCCGACUACUUCCACUGGCAGCCAACGCAGCCAACGCAGCCCACCAAUGACGAGCAAGGGCAGAUGGACAAUGUCGAGAUCGGCAAGCCUCUGUCCGCUACGAUGCCAUUCCCCACACCACCCAUCGAUGCAUUCUCCCCCUUCCACCACCAGCACCACGCACACGGCUACAAGCCGAACCCCAUGCACGGCGGUCACCACUAUGCAAACGCAACCGCCCCUCACGCAGCGCCUUUCAACAACGCAGAAGCACACUACGUCGACCCUCUCUUCAUUCGCUACUAG
This is a messenger RNA of Pseudozyma hubeiensis SY62, 2079 nucleotides long. RefSeq lists its product as hypothetical. The record is from RefSeq and is a predicted model, not a curated record. Bases 1 to 2079 code for a protein of 692 amino acids. Gene Ontology annotation, biological process: regulation of cyclin-dependent protein serine/threonine kinase activity. Lineage: Eukaryota; Fungi; Basidiomycota; Ustilaginomycetes; Ustilaginales; Ustilaginaceae. The transcript has a single exon. Gene Ontology annotation, cellular component: nucleus; cyclin-dependent protein kinase holoenzyme complex. Gene Ontology annotation, molecular function: protein kinase binding; cyclin-dependent protein serine/threonine kinase regulator activity.